UCAGUUAUGGAGGCUUCUCUGGAGGCCUUGAAAUCGAUGUUCGAACCAGAUUUGGUGAAAAAGACGCUCUCUUUGAUGCAAGUUUAUGUGAGAAACAUAGUGAAAGACCCAAGCAAUCAGAAAUACAGGAAAAUUAGAAUAAGUAACCCCAAGUUCAAUGCCACCAUCUGGCAAGUGGAACAAGCCAGGACGUUUUUACUGUUUGCAGGGUUUGAACAGGAAGGGGAUUUUCUGUUUCUACCCUCUUCUAUAAAACUUGAUGGAGCCAAACUGUUGAUUGAUGAAGCUCUUGGUAUUUUACCAUCAAGUCAAACACUCUCAGUUACUGGUAACUCCCCUGCUGCCACUCAACCCAGCGGUGUGCUCAAGCUUAAUAAACAGAAAGACUCAAGCUUGUUUGAUCAAGAUGUCAAGGCAGAUCUCACCUUGCUGUCCUACAUGAAGGAAAUGGGUUAUGAUGUCGGUGUAGCAGAAAGAGCUCUUAUUGUUACAAAAAACAGUGGAAUUCAGCCUGCUAUAGAUUGGAUAAACCAGAACCCUGAUAAAGCAAGGGCACCUCUCAGGAAUUCAGGGGCUAAUGUUCCACAGGAUAACUCAGAGAUUAACAGACAGGAACCACUUUCUUGCAACUUAUCAUUUGUAUCAGCACCAGUUCUAUCUAGAUUCCAAAAGACAAUAGAUGAAAGGCAUAAAUUCCAGGAAAAACUCAGACUGGAAGCAAUUGAGGAGGCAAAAUUAGAAAAGCAGAGAAAGAAACUUCAUAAGGAAUAUUUAUUGAAAGAUUUGAAGGAUGAUAAAGAAGAAAAAUUGGAAAAGACAAAACAGGCAAAGCUUGCAGAUAACAACCCAGGCCCAUCAAAUGAGCCAAUUGCUGAUCAGCAUUGUGAUUUAAGUGAUUGUGUAUCAUCAUCAAUGGUGGAACUGAGAAUAAGAAUGCCAAACAGUCAGGUUUUAACUGUUUGUCUCUCUGAGGAUUCGACAGUUCAAGCGUUAUAUCAAGAGGUUAUAAAGCAAUGGCCCACAAAUGACACUGUAAACUUGGAUGAUAUUUUCCUUAUGACAUCAUUUCCUCAGAGAAGAAUUAACGACCUGGAAAGAACUUUACAAGAAGCAGGUUUGGUGCCUCGUGCAACUGUUGUGGUACAGAGAACAGAUCAACAAGGCGUUGUUGUUCAGGGAGAGGGAGCAGUGUGCGGUAUACGAAAUAUCACGAAACUCGACGACUGGCAAUCAGUACUGAGUGAGCGGGACAAACUAAUUGUUGUUCAGUUUUAUGCCAGUUGGUGUUCAUUAUGUAGGUCCGUUUCAGACUCAUUCGAUUCAUUAAACGCAAAAUAUGGAAUGAACAGACAAGUUGUAUUUGUGCGGGUUAACGUCGAACAGUUGAAGGUGCUAAAAUACCAACAGAGAGUCACGUCACUGCCGACUUUUAAACUCGUUUGGAACGCACAGACUGUAGCUCAUGUAGAAGGAACAAAUAUGGAUGAUUUGAGGCAAGAAAUCGAGAAAAACAUGAGGGGGCCAAGUGACACGAUCCCACAAGAAGAGCCAUCGCUGAUUGAUUUGAACCAUGACCCGAGAUGAUAGAUGGGUGAGGUCUGGCCUUAAUAGUAUGAUUAUUUCCUUUAUAAGAAGGUUUUUUGCUCGCGAUUGAAAGUAUACUUGGCCACCAGUUGAUGGAGAAAGUAGAAAUAAGUUUAAACGCGGACUCAAGAAAGAGAAAUGGAUAUCCAUAAGAUAUUGAGCAAAUGUUCUAAUAUUGUUUUAUUACCUAAUUAACAUGGAUAUGAUUUAAAAGUAUAUUUUAGUUUUUUAUUAAGAUGGGUGAAAGACAAUAGCAUAUUA
Molecule: messenger RNA, 1845 nt
Organism: Pocillopora damicornis (cauliflower coral)
Lineage: Eukaryota; Metazoa; Cnidaria; Anthozoa; Scleractinia; Pocilloporidae
Molecular function (GO): protein binding
Source: RefSeq, a predicted model, not a curated record